This is a messenger RNA of Pseudophryne corroboree (corroboree frog), 651 nucleotides long. RefSeq lists its product as uncharacterized. The annotation marks the transcript as partial. The transcript has 2 exons. Gene Ontology annotation, molecular function: catalytic activity. The record is from RefSeq and is a predicted model, not a curated record. NCBI's taxonomy places the organism in Eukaryota, Metazoa, Chordata, Amphibia, Anura, Myobatrachidae.
AUUACUGAAACCUGGAUUACACCCUAUGACACCGCUUCUCCUGCUUCUCUCUCGGCUGGGGGCCUUACAUUCUCACACACACCCCGACCUGGGGGUCGUCAUGGGGGUGGUGUUGGGAUCCUUUUACCCUCAAGCUACACAUACCAACUUAUACCUCCAGAACCAUCUCUUACAUUCUCUACAUUUGAGGUCCAUGCAAUUCGCCUCUACCAACCCACUAAUCUUCGAGUUGCUGUCAUUUACCGUCCACCUGGCAUUUCCUCUAAAUUCCUUGACAACUUUGCUUCCUGGCUACCUCACUUCCUCUCUUCUGACAUUCCCACCAUUAUCCUAGGUGAUUUCAACAUCCCUAUCGAUAACCCCACAAAACCACCUGCCUCUAAACUCCUUAACCUCACAUCUUCACUUGGUCUCUCCCAGUGGACCAGCUCACCCUCCCAUGUGAACGGGAGCUCACUGGAUCUGGUUUUCACUCACCGCUGUGUUAUUUCUGAUUUCUCCAAUUCCCCUUUUCCCCUCUCUGACCACCACUUGCUCUCAUUCAACUUAUCUAUCUCUGCUCCCCCAUCUCUCCCUCCUAAGGCUACCAUCACUAAGCGGUCAGCCGGUAUUGAUCCAGUGGGAAAAACAUCACGGCAGUCGCCCACGUAA